AUGAUAAUACUGCAAUUUAUAAAUAAUGAUGAAUCCACUCCAGUGCUUGACCUAGACGGCGAACCACUCAAGAUUGGCGAGGAGUACAAGAUUCUCAGUAGUCCCCUCGGUGGGGGAAGAGUAUACUUAGCUGAUCUUGGAAACUCCAAAUGCCCAAAUGGUGUCGUGCAGGACAGUUCGCGUAUCCCUUUACCAGGCACGCCCGUGAAAUUCUUUACUAUGAAAAUUGGAGGUGAUCAUUUGGUGCAUGAAAACCUGGACGUUGGUAUAAUAUUCUUAACUAAAACUUCAAAGCUGUGUGUUAACGAAAAUAUUUGGAAAGUUGGUGAUUACGUCAUAGCGCCAAAUCAACCACCUAGAUUCGUGGUAACUGGUGGUACCUUAGGAUUUCCAGGACCUAAUAACUUAAAGAAUUGGUUCAAGAUUGAGAAAUAUGAGAUGGGGAGACCUAAUUCUUACAAGUUAAGGUAUUGUCUUAGUAAAUAUAUAUGUCCAGACUACAACUUUAAUUGUGCAGAUAUCGGCUUGACCACUAAUAGUGGAUACAACUGUUUGUCUCUCAAUAACAGUCCUUAUCCGUUUGGAUUCUACAAACUAAAGAAGAAUGAUGCAUUGUUAAUAAUUCCCUAUGUUUAA
Solanum dulcamara is the source of this 636-nucleotide messenger RNA. Its product is annotated as cysteine protease inhibitor 7-like. The record is from RefSeq and is a predicted model, not a curated record. Bases 1 to 636 code for a protein of 211 amino acids. The transcript has a single exon. Gene Ontology annotation, molecular function: endopeptidase inhibitor activity. Lineage: Eukaryota; Viridiplantae; Streptophyta; Magnoliopsida; Solanales; Solanaceae.